Messenger RNA from Scophthalmus maximus (turbot), 1482 nucleotides. It is a transcript of the gene ube2a, whose product is annotated as ubiquitin-conjugating enzyme E2A (RAD6 homolog). Gene Ontology annotation, biological process: DNA repair; protein polyubiquitination; proteasome-mediated ubiquitin-dependent protein catabolic process. The record is from RefSeq and is a predicted model, not a curated record. Gene Ontology annotation, molecular function: ubiquitin conjugating enzyme activity. Gene Ontology annotation, cellular component: HULC complex. NCBI's taxonomy places the organism in Eukaryota, Metazoa, Chordata, Actinopteri, Pleuronectiformes, Scophthalmidae. Bases 136 to 594 code for a protein of 152 amino acids. The transcript is spliced from 6 exons.
UUUGUCAAUCUGGUGAGCGUCGGCUAGCGAGCUAGGAAUCGAGAUAGCGAACCGGCAGAGAAGAAAACAACAUUCCCGCACACUCGAUCCGCUCGCGUUCUGUGCCAAGGAGUCAGGGGCUCGCGCGUAAACAAGAUGUCCACUCCAGCAAGACGACGUUUAAUGAGGGAUUUUAAACGACUGCAAGAGGAUCCUCCAGCAGGAGUUAGUGGGGCCCCAUCAGAAAACAAUAUCAUGGUAUGGAAUGCUGUCAUUUUUGGACCGGAAGGAACACCUUUUGAAGAUGGAACCUUCAAACUUACCAUUGAAUUCACAGAGGAAUACCCAAAUAAACCUCCAACAGUGCGAUUUGUCUCCAAAAUGUUUCAUCCAAAUGUAUAUGCAGAUGGCAGCAUAUGCUUAGAUAUUCUUCAGAAUCGCUGGAGUCCAACUUAUGAUGUCUCUUCAAUCUUAACUUCAAUACAGUCUUUACUGGACGAACCAAACCCAAACAGUCCAGCCAAUAGCCAAGCAGCCCAGCUGUACCAGGAAAACAAGAGGGAGUACGAGAAGCGGGUUUCUGCAAUUGUUGAACAGAGUUGGCGCGACUGUUGACCCACGUUAACGUUCGAGUAUGAACAGUGAACCGGCCCAGAAUCAAGAAACCACCAAUCAAGAAAACGAGAUUUCACAGAAAUAAAGUGACACAUCUUUAAAAAAUCCCUCUCGAUAUAUUUGUCCCAUUACUGUUGCUAAUUUUUGUAUGCUGUUGUGUUGUGGCAUUCACUCCUGCCGAAUGCUAUGUCGGGCAAUAGCGUGUUUGUUAAAAGUUAAUGUACCUUGUUAUAUCUGGGUUACUUGCUACAUGCCCCAAGUCUUUUCUUUUUUUCUUAAGUUUUAUGACCGAACUCUCUGUUGUCACUUUUCUACCUGUUGUUUUUAAGCUGGCUGGACGAUACGGUGACCGUUACUAAGAUGUGAUUGCUGUGUGGUUUGCUGUGUAGAUACUGACAGUUCAUAUUUACAAAAAAGAAAACUGUUCAUGGGUGUUUCUCCUUCUGUUUGUGGUUUCACUCCUAUUGGUUUUAUUUCUUUCCGCCUUUUGAAAGCCUUUCAGUGGGACAGAAAAAUUAACCUGGCAUGGAAAUCGAUUCGCUCUAACAGGCUGUCAACUCAACAGAUGCCUUUCUCUCAGAUGUGCUUGUGAAGCCAUUCCUUGGAUUUUAAAAACGUUCUAGAUAUUGGUGAACAGGUUAAGUCCCUCUUCGAGACCGAAACAGACUUUCGUACCCUCUCUGGGCACUUAACUUUGUUUCAUGCAGUGUUUCAUGAAGCUGACAUUUUUACGCUAUUUUACAAUCUUACAAAUCAGCUGUCGUAAUGAGCUGAGUACACUGUUAAAACAGGACACGUGUCUUGUUUUCAGAUUAUAAAACUUUGCACUGGUAACCCAUGUAACAAACUGUACAUUUUCUUGUAAAUAAAAUAAAUAUACAAAAAGUU